Molecule: messenger RNA, 717 nt
Organism: Sparassis crispa
Lineage: Eukaryota; Fungi; Basidiomycota; Agaricomycetes; Polyporales; Sparassidaceae
Product: Cell polarity protein
Exons: 6
Coding region: 1-717 (238 amino acids)
Biological process (GO): post-chaperonin tubulin folding pathway; cytoplasmic microtubule organization; tubulin complex assembly
Cellular component (GO): nucleus; microtubule plus-end; cytoplasm
Molecular function (GO): alpha-tubulin binding; microtubule plus-end binding
Source: RefSeq, a predicted model, not a curated record
AUGAGAGUCUCUAAACCAAUCGCAGUGCAUGUCUUCGUCGUCUCCCCCGACACGCGCUCAGAGCGGCGGUUCGACCUACACAUUACCGUGCAGCAGCUCAAGAACAAGCUCGAGGUUAUAACCGGGAUCCCCGUCCAGAACCAAUCGAUCGCGCUGUACAACUCGGAGAAUGAUUCGGAGGCACUGUGUGGUCUGAAUGACGACAGCAGACCGCUGGGGUUCUAUGGGAUUAAAGAUUGGCAGGUCCUGAAGAUCACGGACUUGAACCCGGCCACAUCCUUCACCGGACAGCUGAGCGACGUCUCGCAGGUGGAGAAGUUCGAGCUCAGCGAAGGCGAGUAUGCACAACGACAGGACACAGUCCUCUCGUACAAGCAACGCCAUAAGAUUGGACGCUUCGCGGACAAGGAUCAGGAGGAGACGGUUUCGGUGCCACAUCUAGACCUCCCAGUGGGCGCGCGAUGCGAGGUCGAGACGAGCGAGGAAGGGUUCCACAAGCGCGGGACGGUACGGUUCGUCGGGGCCACGAAGUUUGCAAAGACAGGGUUGUGGAUUGGGAUUGAGUACGAUGAGCCCAUAGGGAAGAACGAUGGCUCGGUACAAGGCGAGCGGUAUUUUACCUGCCGGCCUAGUUUUGGCGUAUUUGUGAGACCUGAGAGGGUCAAGGUUGGUGACUUCCCAGUGGAAGAUAUCAAUUUCGAUGAGGAGGAGAUGUGA